Peronospora matthiolae is the source of this 375-nucleotide messenger RNA. The record is from the annotation of a GenBank genome assembly. NCBI's taxonomy places the organism in Eukaryota, Oomycota, Peronosporomycetes, Peronosporales, Peronosporaceae.
AUGUCGAAUUGGACAGGACGAGCAAACAUUUGGGCCUUUGGGCUCAAGCUUCACGACCUAAAUGUGUUUGAGUCGUUAGAGACCUUGAAGUCUCGGCUAAAAGAAAUCUUUGAGCCACCAAAAGCCGAGUUCAGAGCACGCCCUGCACUCCUGAGGCUAAAGCAAGGUAAGCGUGACGUGCACGCUUACGCACAGCAAAAGCGCUACCUUGCGAGUAGCAUUACGAAAAAACCUGUUGAUGAGCACACGCUCAUCAACGUGUUCAUUUACAGCCAUGUGGAGGGGCCGGUGAAGACCCUCAUGUUCCGAGAGGACUUCCAUAUGCUGGAAAAGGCGAUAGCGUAUGCGGAGCAAGAAGAAUUCAGUCUGCGAUAG